This is a messenger RNA of Trypanosoma theileri, 861 nucleotides long. Its product is annotated as Alpha/beta hydrolase fold protein. The record is from RefSeq and is a predicted model, not a curated record. Lineage: Eukaryota; Euglenozoa; Kinetoplastea; Trypanosomatida; Trypanosomatidae. The annotation marks the transcript as partial. The transcript has a single exon.
CUCACUACACACAACUGCCCAGAGUACUGGUGCGGUAGUAUACACGAUCCACGCACAGACCACGGCCUCAACUACGAGGAUGUAUCGUUUACAUCUACAGAUCAUUACACCUUGCGUGGAUGGUAUGUACCACCACCAGCGGAAAAGGCGCGGAAGAUGGGUAUUGUGCUUCUGCACGGCGGUGGCAGAGAUAGACGGGCGUGGCUGCGGCAUCUGCCAAUGCUGCAUAAGGCAGGAUAUGGAUGUUUGUUGUUUGAUUUCAGAGAACAUGGAUUAAGUGAUGGGAAUAUGCGUGGAUUCACGUACGGUAUGAAAGAGCGCUUUGAUGUGGUGGCGGCCUGUGAGUUCAUGCGGUCUACAUACAAGUAUGAGCGUAUCUGUGCAAUGGGAACUAGUGUGGGUGGUUCCUCUGCUAUUAUGGCUGCGGCUAUUGACAAGACUAUAGAUGUGGUGAUUGCCGAGAAUGCAGUGCUUACGUGUGCGACAUUGCAAGAUCAGAAACUUGUAGAUUUCGUCGGUGGUUAUUUCUCACGACGUUCGUAUAGUCGAUUCUUUCUUAACCUUUUUCGUCGUACCUCUUCUUUUUGGUUGAACUUACGCAUAGGCAACAAACCGUCUAAACACUGUCAGGCACUGCAUUGCAUAGCCAAAGUUGCACCUAGACCUGUUUUGCUUAUGCACGGUAUGGCUGAUGAUUUGGUGCCCUGUCGUCAUUCAUUACAGCUUUACGAGGCAGCAGGAGAACCAAAGGAAUUGUAUAUAUCAGAGAAUGGCUUUCACUGUGGUUUGUACGAUACAAAUCCAGAGGAAUUUAAACGGCGUGUUCUUGACUUCCUCCAUAAAUAUGGAGGAGAAGAGUGA